Oncorhynchus keta (chum salmon) is the source of this 6955-nucleotide messenger RNA. Its product is annotated as bifunctional heparan sulfate N-deacetylase/N-sulfotransferase 1-like. Gene Ontology annotation, cellular component: Golgi apparatus. The record is from RefSeq and is a predicted model, not a curated record. Gene Ontology annotation, molecular function: heparan sulfate N-sulfotransferase activity; deacetylase activity. Bases 766 to 3444 code for a protein of 892 amino acids. The transcript has 16 exons. NCBI's taxonomy places the organism in Eukaryota, Metazoa, Chordata, Actinopteri, Salmoniformes, Salmonidae.
CCCUCUAGCGAGCAAUCGCUUAUCCGAGAAGGCGACGAGGUGAAGGAGGGUGGCGAGUCCUCAUGUUUCUUUCCACCAGUAACAAACCACAUCUAAACCGGGACGCCCCAAUACUGGUAAAGCUAGCUACUGCUAAUGUCAAACUCUAGAUCCAGAUUGUAUACACCAAGCUGGUCGUGUCGGCGAAACAAUCAAGUGGGCGUGCCUGUCUGGUGUGUCUGUGAGGAACAUUAGUCUAUAUCACCAAAUACACCAGGGUCCCCUGACCUGAAGCCUGUUCAUAUCUGAUGCUCUUUCAGAAGAGAGAGUACCACCGCACUGUGGCUGGAGAUUUUGUUUUAAGGAAGAGAACCCCCACCCCCCCACCGUUUGGAAAAGGAAUGCUUUGGGGAUGACCUGCUGGAAGAGCAGCACCUUGCUGGACUACCCGUGUGACUCCAGAGAACCAUCUUCCGUUCACCACCUUUGUCCUUCUGCAAGUCCUAUAGAGAGCCCCAGGAUUUAGAGCGUAAGCGUUGUUGGGGGGGUGGGGAGGGCAGGGGGCUGGUGGAUGGGUUAAAUGCACAUAUCCCUGUCUGCCAGAGAGCCACCCACCCACACUGAUGGUGUCCCCUGCCUAUGUUGCUCCCACCACCCCUUGGCAAUGGUGACAUGAGUACGUGAUGUGGAGGAGCCUAUUGUAUUUUUGAGGAAGAGUCUCUACCACCUACCAUUACAUUCGGAUUGUUUUCGCCGUACACUCUGGGACUGAGUCUGUGCGGGGUGAUGUUGCUGCCGUCAUGCGGUCGCCUCCGGCGGCUCUUCCGUCAGUCUCACUCCCUCACUCUCCAGACCAGCCUCCUGCUCCUCUUCCUCUUCUGCAUGGUGAGCGUCCUGGUCUCCGCCUACUUCCUCUACGGAGUCAAGCGGGAGCUGGAACCGGCAGCGGGGGGCAUGGGAGGGCCGGAGGAGGGCACUGCUGACUGGGACGACCGCCGUGCCGCCACACCCUCCACCUCCUCCCGGGCGCUCCCUCCACACACGGCCAGGCCCUCAGAUGUAUUGCGCACUGACCCUGUGGUGCUGGUGUUUGUGGAGAGCCUAUACUCCCAGCUGGGACAGGACAUUGUGGCCAUCCUGGAGUCUGGCCGCUUCCUCUAUCGAACCGAGAUGGCCCCGGGAAAGGGGGACAUGCCCACCCUGACAGACAAGGACAGAGGCCGUUUCACGCUGGUCAUCUAUGAGAACAUCCUGAAGUAUGUCAACCUGGACGCUUGGAACAGAGACCUGCUGGACAAGUACUGUGUGGAGUAUGGAGUGGGUAUCAUAGGCUUCUUUAAGGCCAAUGAGAACAGCCUACUUAGUGCCCAGUUGAAGGGCUUCCCCCUCUUCCUCCAUUCCAACCUGGGCCUGAGGGACUGCAGUGUCAACCCCAAGUCCCCCCUGCUCCUCAUCACUAAGGCCCGGGAGGUGGAGCGAGGCCCCCUACCCGGAGAUGACUGGACUGUCUUCCAGUCCAACCACUCUACCUACGAGCCUGUUCUCUUAGCCAGGACCCGGGUACCUGACCUGGGUAUGUCUGGGGUGGGUAGCAGCCCCCUCCAUGCCUCUGUUGUCCAGGAUCUGGGGCUUCACGACGGCAUCCAGCGGGUGCUCUUCGGCAACAACCUCAACUUCUGGCUGCACAAGCUGGUGUUUGUGGACGCUGUGGCCUUCCUUACGGGCAAGAGGCUGUCUCUGUCUCUAGAUCGCUACCUGCUGGUGGACAUCGAUGACAUCUUCGUGGGCAAGGAGGGCACCCGCAUGAAGGUCUCAGAUGUCAAGGCCCUACUGGAGACCCAGAAUGACCUCCGAACCUCCGUCCCCAACUUCACCUUCAACCUGGGCUUCUCUGGGAAGUUCUUCCAUACUGGUACAGAUGAGGAGGACCUGGGGGAUGACCUGCUCCUCUCCUAUGGGAAGGAGUUCUGGUGGUUCCCCCACAUGUGGAGUCACAUGCAGCCCCACCUCUUCCACAACCAGUCGGUGCUAGCUGAACAGAUGCUCCUCAACAGGAGGUUUGCACAGGAGCAUGGCAUCCCCACCAACAUGGGCUACGCGGUGGCUCCCCACCACUCUGGGGUGUACCCCGUCCACGUCCAGCUGUACGACGCUUGGAAGAAGGUGUGGGGCAUCAAGGUGACCAGCACGGAGGAGUACCCCCACCUCAAACCUGCCCGCUUCAGACGAGGCUUCUACCACAGUGGCAUCAGUGUGCUGCCGAGGCAGACGUGUGGCCUGUUUACUCACACUAUCUUCUACAACGAGUAUCCUGGAGGACCCAAGGAGCUGGACAAACUCAUCAAUGGAGGGGAGCUCUUCCUCACAGUGCUCCUCAACCCGAUCAGCAUCUUCAUGACCCACCUGUCCAACUACGGCAACGACCGUCUGGGUCUGUACACCUUUAGGAACCUGGUGAAGUUCCUCCAGACAUGGACUAACCUGCGGCUGCAGACCCUGGCGCCUGUGCAGCUGGCCCAGCGUUACUUGCAGAUCUUUCCAGAGGAGAGGGACCCCAUCUGGCAGGACCCCUGUGAGGACAAAAGGCACAAAGACAUCUGGUCCAAAGAGAAGACAUGCGACCGAUUCCCUAAGCUGCUCAUAAUUGGACCACAGAAGACAGGCACCACAGCCCUGUAUCUGUUCUUGGGGAUGCAUCCUGAUCUGACCAGUAACUACCCCAGCAAGGAGACCUUUGAGGAGAUCCAAUUCUUCAGUGGCCACAGCUACCACAGAGGCAUCGACUGGUACAUGGAGUACUUUCCACUACCCUCCAACACCAGCUCAGACUUUUACUAUGAGAAGAGCGCCAACUACUUUGACUCGGAGGUGGCUGCACGGCGGGCGGCUGCCCUUCUGCCCAAGGCCAAAAUAAUCACCAUCCUCAUCAACCCUGCAGACAGGGCAUACUCAUGGUACCAGCACCAACGUGCCCAUGACGACUCCGUCGCCCUGAAGUAUACUUUCCAUGAUGUCAUCACUGCUGGCCAUGACGCCCCCAUCAAGCUGCGGGUGCUCCAGAACCGCUGUCUGGUGCCGGGGUUCUACGCCACCCACCUGGACCGCUGGCUUAGCCACUACCACAUCAGCCAGAUCCUGGUUCUGGAUGGUCAGGUGCUGAGGACAGAGCCUGCUGCAGUGAUGGAGAAGAUCCAGAAGUUCCUUGAGCUGACAAACACUUUGAACUACCACAAUAUUCUAGCGUUUGAUCCCAAAAAAGGGUUCUGGUGCCAGUUGUUAGACGGAGGAAAGACCAAAUGUCUGGGCAAGAGUAAAGGACGGAGAUACCCCGACAUGGACACAGAUUCUCGCUCCUUCCUUAGGGAGCACUACAGGGACAACAACAUAGAGUUGUCCAAGCUGCUCUAUAAGAUGGGCCAGCCUCUGCCCAGCUGGCUCAGGGAGGAGCUGCUCCACACCAGGUAGCCUCAGCACGGCCGUGGACACGAGGACAGAGACACCACCCCAACCUGACCCUCCUGUCCCCCACAGAGGGGGAUGCACGUGAUCGCCCCUCGGCUCCAGCUAUUCACCGCCAUGCGGACUGACCAGGAGCUGAGGAAGGCAUGAGAGACAGAGGCGCCCCCCCAUGCCAAGUCAGCCCAGCUGUUCCCAGUGGCCCCCAGGGACCCUAGCAUGGGGUGUGGCCCCUCAGGGGGGAGAAGAGGCAAAGGUGAAGGAGAGACAUGAACUGAGUUUAGGAUUGUCCUACUUCCUUCUCAGAGAGAAUGACGCUGGGGCAAAGAGAGAAGAGGAAGGGAUCUGGGGCAAAGAGAGAAGAGGGAGGGAUCUGGGGCAAAGAGAGAAGAGGGAGGGAUCUGGGGCAAAGAGAGAAGAGGGAGGGAUCUGGGGCAAAGAGAGAAGAGGGAGGGAUCUGGGGCAAAGAGAGUAGAGGGAGGGAUCUGGGGCAAAGAGAGUAGAGGGAGGGAUCCCUCAACAGGGACUGAUGUUAUUGUUCCAUCACUGAAGUUUGCACUCUCUCAGACAGACAGAGACAGACAAGGAAGACGACAUCAUUUCUCUGUGCCUGUCAUGAACAAUACAUUAGCCAAUAAUGGAUAUUCAAGUGCCAGAGUGGAAUGUUCAUUUGAAAGUAUUUCUGAAUUUAUAUUUUCAUAAUUAACACUCAUAUACUGCUGGAUGUCUGCAUUUGUUUCUGAGGUGUUGUGGUUGCACAACGCAUCUGUCGAGCCUUGUAUGUUCUUUUUAACUGUUCCAUGUUUUUAAUCUGUGUUCAUCUGAAAACCUAACUGGAGCCCAUGUAUUGCUACCACAUACCACGCUGACCCUUGACCUUUAUCAACUCAAAUUAUAUUUGGUUGUCUGAGACAUUCAAUUGAAUGAAUUCACAGUGGAUUAAAAACAGUCAAAUCCAUAAUGAUAUACGAGACAAGCUGGCCUUGCCUUGGUCAGUGGAAUGUUCCCGCUUGUCCUUGGUUGUAACUUCCUUUAAUAAUGAAAUAUUGAAACCCAUUCCUAAAUACAGCUGAUCCUACCAUGUCUGUAGAGUACACUGCAAACUGAACGUAAAUGUGACAUGAGAAAUGUAGCUGCAUGUUAAAUAGCUUUCAGGUAGACAUUGCAAUUUAUCACUGAGGAGAUGCGCAUCAUCAUCGCCAUCCGAUCUGUUACUGUACCGAGCAGAUCUCUUUGUUUCCACUGGUGAUGGUAGAGCAAGUGGAGCAUGAUGUUGACUGGGUUUUUUUUACAUGUAUUUUGACAGCAGGUUAAUGUUAUAAUGCGCAUAAUAAUUCACAUUUCCUAUUGCUGACGGAUUUUUUUCUGGCUCAAAUUUUAAGAUCCUACAUCUGUAAAUUUGCAGUAAUGCGCCUCUUAUAUUUGCACUUCUCAUUCUUAUCAAAUGCCUUACCAAUUUAAGACUAAAUUAAGUUUUGAAUUAUUGAUUAAAAACAUUAAGCACUACAUUUUUAUUUUAACGUUUAUUUUGACAGGGAGUCGAUGCUGAGACCAAGGUCUAUUUAACAGAUGAGCCUUGUAUAGCAGCACAACAAUACACAUCAAAAUACAAUAUGCACCUUAAACGUCACAUUCAUAUACACAACAAUACACGUUAAGUAAACUGACACAUUCUCCAGUAAAAAGGUCCCCUAACAACCGCCUGAAAGGCCCUAGAGCAGGCCUGGGCAAUUCCAGUCCUCGGGAGCCUGAUUGGUGUCACACUUUCCCCCAUCCCUAGCAAUCACAGCUGAUUUAAACUAAUUGCAUUCUAAACUGAAGAUCUUUAUUAUUGGAGUCAGGUGUGUUGGCUGGGGGAAAAGUGUGACACAUCAGGCCCCCGAGGACUGGAAUUGCCCAGGCCUGCCCUAGAGGCACCAAUUCCUCCCAUGUUAAAGUGUAUUGUAGAACAUUCCACGUGUAAGGUACAACCAAAUGAAAAGCAGGUCUCCCCAACUCAGUGGAGAUGGAAGGCAUGCCAGAGUUCUCCAUCCCUGAGUCAGGUAGCCCGUAUAUGUUAUUAAUUAGGUAAGGACUCCUGGUCUUUCUCAACUCAAGUUAAAUCCCCACCUGAUUUGUUCCUCCUACUGUUCCUGUAAAAUUGGGCUAUGUGAGAGAAUAGAAUGGAAGGUUUUCUGAUGAUUUAUUCCACUGAGGAAGUCUUAGUCUUAGUUCCCUUAGCCAUAAUGUCCUAGUUAACAGUUAGACAACAUCACAGUCUCCCCUUUCACCUACAGUAGAAUGACUUGGCCACAUGCUAAAUCCAACACAGGAUGUUGAGGAUCGUCAGUCAACAGCGACAUGUCUCGAGCUCGGCAGCCUUUAGCUGCAGUGGUGAAGUUGAUUUAGUAUUUAGUAUGCCCUUUGAACCGAAGCCUACUGGGUCAGUUGAUAGUGUAAAUGGACGCCUGUAAGAAUUGGUCCUUAUCUGUCCCUGUAUGAUGGCUCUUAGAGGUUUACUCUCUGUCCCGUCAUCCUUGUGGUUUAUUUAUCACCACAGCUUGUGGUCCUAGCUCAUUUCAAAGAGUCCAAUCAGGAGAGUUUUCGUGUUCUGCAAAGACUUGUGCGAAAAUGAAAGGAGGUGGAAUUGGAUUUUGACGCUGUAAAAUGAAGCAUUCUGAGGAGCUGGUGUUUUCUGUACAGGACACACAGGGCUUUCUUUUCUCCAGUUAUUAGUCAAGGUUAGAGGAAUGUGAACUCGCAUCGUUUCAUCUGUUAGUUGCUAUACAGAUACAAAGCAUAUAAACAUAUAUGGGGGUUUAAUGACAUUUCUUUAUUGUAUUACAGUUCCAGUAUGUACAGACACGAUGUCCUCUGAAUCUGUUCUCUCCCAGAAGCACUGUAUAUAUUCCUCAACACGAGGUGUUAGAAGGUUCUGCGACAACUUUCCUGUUAAGGAGAACAGUCCUUGUUUGUGGUAGGAAUUUUGCAGGGCUCCAUUUUCUAUUUUGUAUUACUUGGACUCAUGUAAGGAAGUGUGUGGACUUACGAGUCCAUUCUAGAUUAAUUGUAUGUAAGGUACUGAAUCAUGCACCCUGUGUGGUGAUACACGGAUGCACAAAUGCUGCUCUCAUUUCAAUUUGCUCGAGGAGCUGUAAUAUAUUCAAGUUUCCUUUUUUUUUUGUCUUGAGCCGUUUUACAACUUCCUGUGACUUGAGCCAUUUUACAAUGCAAUAUGUGGUACAAGUGUUCUGGUUCCAAGUAUCAGGGAGGGUGUUGUUGUUCCAGCCUAUACAUUACAGUCAGGAGAUGAGCCCAGCACAUCUCAUGUCUGGGCUGUUCCUUCUUUACCCCAGCAAAUGUCCUAGUGUUGUACUUUCAAAGAUUCUGUAUGACAAUUCAUGAGUAGUAAUUGUUAAUUAGCUAUAAGGAAAUAAUCAUCUGGACUGUACAAUCAACCAAUUGUUAAUAUUUUUUUUAUUGUUGGUAGCUAAUAUUUGUGAUUUUUAAUUUACAAAUAAAGAAACCACUGUUUUUUUAA